GUUUUUUGAAGAAAGUGUUUAUAUUUUGGUUUUGGCGGGUUUUAUACAAGUGUAACAGUUUUGUGUUUGGGUUUUUAAUAUGAAUGUGAAUGAAGGAACUCCCAGUUGCAGUGGUCUCCGAAAACGAAAAAGGGAUGUUGAUGAUGAGAAUAAAAGGCCGCUGACCAGUGCUGAAUUGGAGGCGUGUUUAAAUGACUCAGAGGAAAGUGAUUUUGAGUUUUCCAGCGAUGAUGAUAAGGACCGUUCGUUUAAUCCGGAUAGAGAAGAAAGUAGUUCAGAGUCUGAAGAAAAUGUAGAAUAUAGUAGCCUAGAUGAUAUAUCAAGAAACGUGAGGACACCGGAAGUGCCAACCACUACAGAAGCAGAGAACAUUGAAGAAUCGUGGACGGAUAUUGAAGUAGAUCCAACGGAGUUUCCUUUUGCUGGUGCAAAGAAAAUUAGGAUUAGUGAUCUUCCGCUCAAUCCAGAUCCAUUAGAUUACUUUGGUCUUUUUUUUUGAUGAAGAUAUUUUUAAAAUAAAAAAACAGUCAAUUUAAUUUAACAGGACAUGAAAAAAUCCCGACAAUCCAUGAAGAUAAUUCCAUCAACUUAUCAACGGAUUUCGGGACACAUGGCUCCUUCGCCAAACUAUCAGGAAUUAAAACAUUUAUUUGGAAAUCGGUCCAAAUACCACGGAACAGCGAACACACAAGGACGGGGUUUGUUUGAAAAUUCGUAGUCCUAAUUAGGUUUAAUAAUAAUGAUUAAUAAUUACUUAAUCAACUAAUUUUUUUUAUAAUAUUUGUGUUCUUUUAGAAUGCUUUUCUCCAGGGUAAACUAAAAUAAGAUCGGAAUGUUCUCUACCUAUAUAUCAGUAGAAACUAGAGUCAAAUCGGACAAAUUUUUACUGAGCAGUCAGUACUUUUGUAGACACAUUUUGUUUGAAAAUUCAUGGUCCUAAUAAAUUUGAAUAAUAACGGUUUAGUAAAGAAAUAGUCUAUACUUGCAAUGGACUCAUAGAUUAAGGUAAAAUGAAUUUUACUUAUUAGUUAAGCAUCAUUCAGUAUUUAUUAUUUCCGACAUGUUUCGGACAUAGCGAUGUCCAUCAUCAGGGGAUAAAAAGUUUAUAAUAAUAAAUAAAGUGUUUUUUGACAUAGACUCAAACCCUGGUCUGUAUAACUUAUAUACCAAUUUUAAACCCCUGAUGAUGGACACCCUUGUGUCCGAAACACGUCGGGAAAUAUAUAAACUGAAUGAAGUUUAAUAAAUAAGUGGAGGGAGACAGUAAUUAUUAUUUAAGCAAUUUUGUUUUUGAUUAUUAGAACUCUUUAUUACAAGAAGGCUGUUUUUAAUAAAUAGCGUUGUAACGUAUUUUUUUAUUAAUAUUUUCGCAUAGUG
Molecule: messenger RNA, 1377 nt
Organism: Anthonomus grandis grandis
Lineage: Eukaryota; Metazoa; Arthropoda; Insecta; Coleoptera; Curculionidae
Exons: 2
Coding region: 80-499 (139 amino acids)
Source: RefSeq, a predicted model, not a curated record